Messenger RNA from Parnassius apollo (apollo), 825 nucleotides. Lineage: Eukaryota; Metazoa; Arthropoda; Insecta; Lepidoptera; Papilionidae. The record is from the annotation of a GenBank genome assembly.
AUGAAGGAAAAUGGAGACGAUGUGAAGAAACGUGUAUGCCGAAAUAUGUUUAUAAAUACUUUAAGUAUUGGUGAGAAGACGGUACGCUCAUGGACAUUAUCAGACCAACCCAGUACAAGCCUUGAAAACGAAGAUCAUCAAGCGCCGGUCCGACGACAAAAAUCAAACAUGGUUAAGAAUGUAGAGGAGUUUCUGAAUUCACUACCUAAAGUAGAAAGCCAUUAUUGUCGAGCAUCAUCCAAUAAACUCUACGUUGAGCCUUUGUGGUCUAGUCUAAGAGAGAUGUACCGCUUUUAUAAAGAUGAGUGCCAAAUACAAAACAAACUUGCAUCAUCCUGGAAAACCUUCUACAAUACUUUGAAAUUUAUGAACUUAGACCUUUAUAUUCCCAAAAAGGAUCAAUGUAAUACAUGCACACUGUAUAAGACAGGAAUAUGCGAUGAAGAAACAUUCCAGAAACAUGAGCAAAAGAAACUAUCUGCAAGAGAAGAAAAAUCGAAAGACAAAGAACGAUGCAUUAAUUGUCCUAAUACUGCAACCUAUACCGUAGAUCUACAGGCUGUGCUAUUAGCUCCAAGACUAAAUGCAAGUGCAAAUUACUAUAAGACUAAGUUGAAGGUCCACAAUGAGACCUUCUUCGACUUAAGUACUAAAGAUGCCGUAUGCUAUGUUUGGCACGAAGCAGUGGCAGGGAUUGAAAGUGAUGUAUUUGCAUCCAUUUAUACAGACUUUUUAAAAAAGGCAAUAGAAAAAAAACGUCUCGAAAAAAAUUACUAUUUGGAGUGUUGGGUGUGGAUAUCAGAACCGAAAUAUCAAACUAUUUAA